This is a messenger RNA of Anarrhichthys ocellatus (wolf-eel), 3641 nucleotides long. It is a transcript of the gene gpcpd1, whose product is annotated as glycerophosphocholine phosphodiesterase 1. Gene Ontology annotation, biological process: glycerophospholipid catabolic process. Bases 384 to 2447 code for a protein of 687 amino acids. The record is from RefSeq and is a predicted model, not a curated record. NCBI's taxonomy places the organism in Eukaryota, Metazoa, Chordata, Actinopteri, Perciformes, Anarhichadidae. The transcript has 21 exons. Gene Ontology annotation, molecular function: glycerophosphocholine phosphodiesterase activity; starch binding.
CGUGUUAUUGAACGUGACGCUAUUCUCGCUUUAUAUGUUGUUCGCCGGCCGCAUCUCGACCAUUGUGUAACAUUCUUCGUGGCGGCCAGAUUGUUCUGCAUUAGACACUCUCGAUUGUACAUCUAUGUUGUUCAUUAUUGCGCUACGACAGGCGUUGUUUGUGCGCCUGGAGUAUCUAGUUAGUUAGCUAAUCGUCGAGCUUUAUAUCGGCAGCGGUGAGACAGCUUAUUAAUGCUUCCGCUAAACGUACCGUUAGACCGAUGCCUCUCUGCGGGAUAGCUGAACCUGGCGCACUGUGAAGCCUCCAUCUUCAAGACUGCCAAGGACUACGUAGUGUCAGCUAGCUGCCAACGUCAAGAGGCUGCUUCCUGCCUGUGUCCACUAUGGAGGCCGCUCAGGUGACUCUAACUGUCAGAGGCGAAACAUCCCCAGGGGAGGUGAUUGCAGUUGUUGGGAGCUGUGAAGCCCUAGGAAGCUGGAGCUAUCAGAGCGCAGUGAUCUUACACUCUGAUGGGAGUGAUGGAAACACAUGGACUACAAAUGUCUCUGUGCCUAAAGGAGUUGUGUCCAAGUACCGCUAUCUCAAAGGCUUCUUUCUGCAGUCAAAGAUUUCAACCAGGGUGACUGACAGCCCCGGAUUGGGAUUGAGUGCAGGUGGUCCCUGUCAAGUGAUAGUCAAUAUGUGGGAGACCCAUCAACAACCCCGCACGAUGAGCCCCACAGCAUCACACCAAAAUAUUGACGAUGGACAAUUUGGAAUUCACAAUGGGGUGAACUGUGUUGACUCUGGGUGGCUCACGUGCCAGACAGAGAUUCGCCUGCGUCUGCACUAUUCUAAGACCUCUCCGGUGUCUAUCACUAAGAAGAAGUACAAGAAGUCUCGCUUCAGAAUCAAGCUGACAUUAGAGGGAUUUGAGGAGGAGGAGGAAGAUGAGGACGAAGACGAGUAUAGUCUUUUAUCUUUGCACAAGGAGACCACCACCCUGGAGAUCAGCAUGAUCAGUGCCAACGGCUACAAGUCGCGCCACUCUCAGCCCGAGUGCGGCUAUGCACUGGAGCCCUCCCAGUGGACCGAGUACAGUAUCCACAGCCUGGACCCGUACAACCUGGAGCUCACCUUCGAGUUCUUUGAGGAGGAUAUGAGUGAGCAUGUAGCCCAGGGGGACGGUCAUCCGGGUUAUGUGGGCACCGCUUGCCUCCUCUCCUCCUCUUUCUCCGAGAGCGGGAAGGACUACGGAGUAGCCACACUUCCAAUAAUGGGUCGAAAUUCGAGACAGACCAUCGGGAAAGUCAGAGUGGACUAUCUGGUGAUCCGACCCAUCCAGGGUUUGCAGUGUGAAAUGAGCUCCUCCUUCUCCAAGUACUGGAAGAAAAGAAGUACUCUGAAUGUGGGUCAUAGAGGAGCUGGCAGCACACAUGCAGCCAAGCACCAAAGAGUUAGGGAGAACACGGUAGCGUCAUUCAAAAGCGCCGCCAAUCAUGGUGCAGCCUAUGUAGAGUUUGAUGUCCACCUCUCCAAGGACGCUGUUCCCAUUGUUUACCACGAUCUGACGUGCUGCAUAUCCACCAAGAAGAAAAACGACAAGACGUCUCUGGAGCUUAUUGAGGUGCCAGUCAAAGACUUGACAUUUGAUCAGCUGCAGCUUCUGAAGCUGGUCCAUGCCACUGCGAUAAAAGAAAACGAUGCCAAAGAUCUGCUGGAUGAGGAGGAGGAAAUCGAUGAGCAUCAGCCAUUCCCUUCACUCUCACAGAUCUUCCAAGCUAUUCCUGAGCACGUGGGCUUCAACAUUGAGCUCAAAUGGAUCUGCCAGUUGAAGGACGGGUCGUGGGAUGGAAACCUGUCAUCCUACUUCAACAUGAACACCUUCCUCGACAUCAUCCUGUCCUGCAUUCUGCAAAAAGGAGGAAACCGACGCAUCGUCUUCUCCUGCUUCGACCCGGAUAUCUGCACCAUGGUGCGUCGAAAGCAGAACAAGUACCCCAUCCUCUUCCUGACUCAGGGCAUUUCAGAGAAAUACACGGACCUGAUGGACAUCCGCUGCCAGACCACUCAGAUCGCCAUCAGUUUCGCCCAGAGUGAGAAUAUUCUGGGGAUCAGUGGUCACACUGAGGAGCUGCUGAAGAACCUGUCGUACAUCAGGGAUGCCCAGUCUAAAGGCCUGGUGGUGUUCAGCUGGGGAGACGACAAUAACGAACACGAGAACAGACGGCAGCUGAGAGAGCAGGGCAUCGAUGGGCUCAUCUACGAUAGUAUCUGUGAGGAGCUUGGAGAGCAGCAAAACAUCUUCCAGGUAGAGGGACAACACACCCUGCAGGAGGUCAUCACAGAGGAGACCCUCAAGAGCUCCUGCUCCUGCUACUCCUUCCCCUGCUCCAUGGCUCCCUGUGUGGCCUCCAAGAACCGUGCAGGCAGCGCGGAGUCCGAUUCUGGACUCAGCUCCUCAUGAAUGACCCCCAAAACCUCAGUGGACGAGGUCUUCGAGGACCACGGUGGGAAUGGAUGAUCAAAUGAAAACAUGUUGAUUGAAGAUUGUCACAAGAAAACUUAAUCACAAUAGUGAAACCACUCAAACCAUCUCCACUCCACUCAAUUACACUUAUGUCGAAAAGUAUUGCAUCUUCACACAAGUUUUUGUUUUUCCAUGCUUAUCUACGUGGAUGUUUUGCCAAAACAUUAAGGGCGGCCAUGUUUUUUUUUUCAGAAUAGUGUGUAAAGAGGUCUUUACAAUGGUGGAAGACUCUACAUCACAUCGCAUAUGUAUUUAGCUAAUACGUUGCAUCAUUUUACAGUACAUAUGAUGUUUUACGGGUAAAAAAAAAAAAGUGUAACUGCAAAUUGUGUGUUUAAGUUUAUGAUGAUGUUGCAUAAUGCUUUUUUUUCUCUCUUUCUGCUGUUUAGUAUUUUCUGUGCAUGUAGCCAUCACCUUAAAUGUUGUUCUCAUUGUCUCAAAUGAGCAAUGAGUAAUAGCAACUGAUUGCUAUUUCUGGUUCAGCACAGGAAUAUUUUGGGAGGUGCAGAUUGCUGUUUAAGAAACGCUCGCCUCAGCCUACGUGAAGGAUUUGUUUCAUUUUGACUGUUGGAAGCACUUCCUUCUCCUUUACAUGCUGCAUACGGAAUGUGCGAUAUCCUUUAUUCUCCUUAUCUACUUGAUUUGAAGAAAAGCAGAGGAAUGUUUUAUUUAUGACAGUGUGCACACAGUACAUUCCACAGCCUUAUGGGGGAAAGAAAACAAUCAGGUCUGUUUCUGUUUUUAAACCGCCAAUACCUCACUCAUCUAUUAGACUAGACUUGAGUUGAGACAUGUGUGUACAGAAGGAACACGUCCUACUUCACAACACCCAUGCUUUUUAUUGCAUGAACGAUCUUCUUUUUGUUGCGCUUGAUAUAAUUCAUCAUUUGCAUAUUGAUAUGAUGUAUUAUUAUGAUACAAUGGUAAUGCUGUAUGUUGAUCAGAGCAAAAACAAAUCCAUGUAUUGUAUACUAUGUGUGUGUGUCUGUUUAUCACACAAUCUCUUAACUAUAAACCAUAAUGACUUGAGUUGUGCAUGGCCUCUGUAUCUGUAUGAAUCUAGUAUAUAAUACACUUCAGGACAGAAAAGUACAAAAGGUAAUGUAAAUAAAAUCCAAACCUAUAUUUGUU